AUGGCAUCUGACCAACAACUUACAAUAUAUGAUCUUGCAACGAGACCAUUGAGGUCCCCAUCAUUGAGUAUAUCGUCGAAUAACUCAUCAUCGUUUAGUAGUGGCUACAAGAGGCGAUUUGAUGAUCGAUCAACAACAAAGACCAGUUUGGCACUACGAUCGUAUCGAAGCAAGACCAAUUCAAGUCACCAACGGAGCAAGUCAUCGCAAGUGAGCAGUUUGUUUAAAUGGUCUGAGUUGUCCAAAAUUACCAAAAUUACUACAUCACUCGACUUUGAAUCUGCUUAUGGGAAAGUGAUCAUUAUCAAAUCCAACGCUGUAUACAUUGCUCUAGGGACCACCGGUGGCAAGGUUAUAAUAUUCAACUACAACCAAGAUGUGCAAUUUACCCUAGAUUGCCAAGAACCUGGGGAUAUAUCGAGUAUGGUAUUUGCGUCAGACUCGUCGUUUUUCGCCGCUGGAUUCAAAGAUGGUGCAAUUAGACUCUGGGAGUUGAAACUGGAAUUGGCAAAGCCAUACUUUACCAUCUACCCCAACUUAAAAGACGGUCAUGCGAUGAAUUGUAGUAUUACAUUCUUGGCAUUUAUCGAACUGCAGACACAUCACCUUAUAAGUGCAGACGAAGCAGGAGUUGUUGUCAAACACAAUGGAAUUCGCAAAUUGCGUAAUGUAUACUUUUUCAGCGAAAGGCUUUUCACUACAGAAAGUAAAAUUCAGAGCUUGGGUAUGUUACCAAUGGGCUCUUCACACCAAAUAACUGAUGGAAUGGGAGUUGUUGCAGUGAUAACACGUGAUGUACUAUCUAUUUACUCAACCACAUCGUUGAAUGAUCCAGCAUUAUCUUUGUUAAAGACUCAGUACAAAAUUGGCGUCAAAAAUUCACGAAUAAAUACCGCCUUGUCAUGGUUUCCAUGUGUGAAAACUUUAAAUGGCAUCAGCAAUGCCAAGCUUGCGUAUAGCUGGGACAAUGUGGUGGGAAUUCUAGAGAUGAACAACAAGGUUUUCCCUCUGAAUUUUGUACAAGUUGUCAAUGAUGCCAAGGAUAAGGAUAAAUUUGUUCCGAAAUUACCGUUUAUAAAGACAGCUAAGCAAACUCUUGAAGGAAACGCAACUGAUAUCAAGUGGAUACAAUCCGACAUGGUAUGUGUUUUCACACAUGACAAGAUGUCGACUUUCUACUACAAUGGGGCAACACUUGAGCUCAUUGGGGAGGACUUAGUGCUAGACCAUCAACAAUUGAAUUCAGCCAAGCGUUGUUUUGUACUACUAGAUAACCAAAAACUUAUUCUUGGACGACAACUAAGUUGGGCUGAUAUACUUUUGGAGAAAAUCUCCAACUCGAAUUAUUUAGAAGCAUUGGAUAUCGCAGAUGAGUAUUACAACACCAACUCAAUUGGCAAGUUGGCGGCCGUUGGCUUACCAGCUGAUAAAACUAAGCGGUCCACUUUAGUACGACCUUAUCUAAUUGAAAUUAUGAGGGAGUCAAUUUCGCAUUUACAAGCUACCAAGCCUUCAAAGUACUUGGAAAAAUACUUGAUCAUAGUUGCAUAUGUUGAAUAUAGCAAUAUCUUGGAAGACUUGUUGUCCGUAGUUGACAAUGAUGAAAUAUUUUUCCAAGCAUUAGAACCAUUUGUUUUAUCAGAGUCAAUAAUGGCUUUACCACCUACUGUAUUGAAACGUUUGGUGGAACACUAUGCAUCAAAUGGUGAUUUAUUGACUGAAAUUUUGUGCACUUUGGAUAUUAAAAGUUUGGAUAUUGAUUUGACGAUCCUGUUGUGUAAACAACAUGAUCUACGUGAAUGUUUGAUUUACAUUUGGAACUACCUCUUGGGUGAUUACGAAACUCCGUUGUUGGAUUUCAUCGAGGAAUUUCGACAUCUUGAGCUGACCAAUUCAGAAAAUGCAUUCAAAGCAUACACAUACAUAUCUUUUAUUCUCACAGGGAGACAAUAUCCUACUGACAAAUUUAUUGUCACUAACGAACCAACAAGAGCUAUAUGCGACAUUUUAUUUUCAAGUGGGUCAAUCAUUCGUAAUGGCGAAGUUGUACAUGCACUUGAUGAUGGUACGAUUUUCCCUUAUUUGUACACUUUUCUUAAGACAAAUUCAUUUCAUAUGCUUUCGACCAUGAAUGAGUUUUUUGAGUCAUCAUUUCUCAAUGAUGAUACGCGAUUUACUAGACAGUUUUUGGUGGAGGCGUUGUUGGAUCUAUAUGAAACAAAUGAAUUUAGUGAAUAUGAUGGGUGUCAAUUGGCAAUUUUCAUUGCUAGAAAUUACCCCAAAUAUCCCCAAUUCAUUAGGCUUGCGGAAUCAACAUUGGAUGGCGUGAUUGACAAAUUGUGCUUGAAAAAAGAUCCUGAAAUUGCUCUGGAUUGUGAGUUGGCUUUACAAAGUUUGACAUCGGUUUACUUACCUGAAGACGAUCAUUUUAUAGAAAGAUUGGAAAUGGGCGGGUUUUACAAUGUGUUGGUCAAGUUGUACAUUUCUGAGCAAAAAUAUGCCAGUGCGUUGGAACUGUUGAUGUUGAAGGAUGUAAAUGAAGAAGGAUUUAUACUGGGGCUUCAAGCCAUUGUUGCUGACGCAUUUACAAAGAGUAGAGAUCCUAAUGAAAGGACUAAUCUUGUACGAAUUUUAAAGGCAAAUUUUGUCAAACUCGUUGGAUUGGAUGUUGAUGAAGUUUUCCCCUUGAUUCAUAAAUAUGCUCCUCAUCUUCACAGGGAGAUACUAAAUGUUGCGAAUGAUGAUGGUGAUGAUGAUGUAUUGAAGUAUCGCUAUUUGUCGAAGUUAUUUACAGAGGAUCAUGGCUCUGAGGAACUUCUUUAUGAAUACAUUCGAUUAUCUAUUAUAUUUGAAAAGGGGUCCAUUAGUGCUAUUGUGGGGAAGUUUAAGGACAUGAUUAUUGGGGAUGAGAAAGUGCUCACUCUAUUGAGGGAUCAUGACAUGACAGACAGUCAAGCAAUUGUGCUAGCUCAGCAACAUAAAUUCGAGGAUGCGGUGCAGGUCAUCAUGGACCGUUUGAAGCUAGUUAAGGACCUUGCUUGUAAAUGUGAAUGUGAAUCAUACGUGAACCUUGCUUGUACAAUCUGCGAGGACCCGGCAACCUACCAAGCCACAACCGAUGACGAAAUGACGCUUAAUGAAAAGCUAUGGUUAAAGUUGAUAACAUCGUUGGUUGAUCUCGCCAAUGUUGCUACUGAACCACCAAUUCAUGAGUUUUUCAACAGUUGUAUCCAUGAUUGUUUCCGCAAGAUUAGUGAUUACAAAGUAUUCAACUCUCGCAAUGAACAGUCAUUUUCAGCUAUUUUCACCAAAUUCUUACAAAAUUAUUCUAGUGAUGGUGAAAAUGCUAGUGUUGCUAAAUUAUCCAAUAUCAGACGUAUAUUGCAAGAAGUGUUUAUUUCAUAUUCAUACGAGGGUGAAAUUCUGGAGAUUUUGUUGAGAAUGUUGAAUGAUGCCGUUUAUAAGAACAUGCUUAUUGUUAGACAGAUCAAAUUAAAAGGAGUAGCUAGGUGA
This is a messenger RNA of Lodderomyces parapsilosis, 3513 nucleotides long. It is a transcript of the gene VPS8, whose product is annotated as CORVET complex membrane-binding subunit. Gene Ontology annotation, biological process: protein targeting to vacuole; endosomal vesicle fusion. Lineage: Eukaryota; Fungi; Ascomycota; Pichiomycetes; Serinales; Debaryomycetaceae. Gene Ontology annotation, molecular function: protein binding. The transcript has a single exon. Gene Ontology annotation, cellular component: late endosome; HOPS complex. Bases 1 to 3513 code for a protein of 1170 amino acids. The record is from RefSeq and is a predicted model, not a curated record.